UAAUUUCUAGAGAUGAGCAUAUAUUGAAAUUUUUUGGAGUGGAUGAAGUUUACAAAGUUCCUCUUUUGGAUCGGACUAACUCUCUUCAAUUAUUGUGCCGAAAAGCUUUCAAACUUGAUCAUAUUUUGAGUAGUAUGAAGGGUUGGUCAAUGGCGUACUACAUUAUGCUACGGGCCCACCGUUAGCAAUUGAAGUAUAGGGCUCAUUUUUGUGGUCGAGACAUCUUUGAAUGGAAAAGUGCAUUGGCUAGAUUGAGAGACAGCCCGGACAAAGAUGUCAUGGAUGUGCUCAGAUUAAGUUUUGAUGGGCUAGAGGAGUCUGAAAAGGAAAUAUUUCUUCAUAUUGCUUGUUUUUUCAAUCCGAGCAUGGAGAAAUAUGUUAAAAAUGUUCUAAAUUGUUGUGGAUUUCAUGCUGAUAUAGGAUUAAGAGUUCUCAUUGAUAAAUCACUUAUAAGCAUUGAUGAAUCAUUUUCAAGCCUUAAAGAGGAAUCCAUUUCAAUGCAUGGUUUGUUGGAAGAGCUAGGAAGAAAAAUUGUUCAAGAAAAUUCAAGCAAAGAGCCAAGAAAGUGGAGCAGGUUGUGGUUAGAAACACAAGUCGACAAUGUCAUGUUGGAGAAAAUGGAAAGGCGUGUCGAAGCCAUACUUUUAAAAAAAAAAACUCUCAACAAAGAUGAUGAAAAGAAGGUUAUGAUAGUCGAACACUUGUCUAAAAUGAGACAUCUUAGACUGCUCAUCAUCUGGAGUCAUGUGAACACCUCAGGAAGCCUCAAUUGUCUUUCUAACGAAUUAAGAUAUGUUGAAUGGAGUGAAUAUCCUUUCAAGUAUUUGCCGUCAAGUUUUCAGCCAAAUCAACUUGUUGAGUUGAUCUUGAAGAGUAGCAGCAUCGAACAAUUAUGGGAAGACAAGAAGUAUCUGCGCAAUUUGAGAAAUUUGGAUCUAAGCCACUCCAAAAAUUUAAUAAAGAUGCCACAUUUUGGAGAGUUCCCGAACCUUGAGCGGCUAGAUCUGGAAGGAUGUAUAAAACUUGUGCAGAUAGAUCCAUCUAUUGGUCUUCUAACAAAGCUUGUUUACUUGAACUUGAAAGACUGCAAACAUAUAAUAAGCCUACUCAGCAACAUAUUUGGUCUCAGUUGUCUUGAUGAUCUAAAUAUAUAUGUCUUGCAAUCCAAGGAAUUUGAAUGUAAGUGCAUCACGUUUCCAAUCAACGACAUCCUCCCUCAUGUUGCCUUACCUUUCCUCAUUUCCCACUCGCAUAACACACAAAAAUUUGUUCCCUUCUUGGCAUAGUUUGCGUGAACUUGAUAUUAGCUUUUGCGGUCUAUGUCUAAUCCCCGACGCAAUUGGAUCUAUAUUGGUUAGAAUAUUUAAACUUAGGGGGAAAUAAUUUUGUGACAGUACCUAGCCUGAGGGAGCUUUCCAAACUUGUAUAUUUAAACUUGGAGCAUUGCAAACUGUUGGAAUCUUUGCCUGUUCUUCCUUCUCCUACUGCUAUCGAGCACGAUCUUUAUAAAAACAGUCUUCCUGCGUAUGAAACUAGGUGGCGUACAAGAUUGCUUAUUUUCAACUGUCCUAAAUUGGAUGAGAGGGAAUGCUACAUUAGAAUGACAUUUUCAUGGAUGAUACAAUUCAUUAAGGCAAACCCACAAUCCUCAUCCGACUACUUUCAUGUGAUUCAAUCGUUACUCCUGGAAAUGAAAUACCAAGUUGGUUCAACAAUUAGAGCAAGGGUCGCUCCAUACAAAUAGACUGGUCUUAUGCAUGACUUUAAAAAUAAUAUCAUUGGUUGUGUAUGUUGUGUAGUAUUUUCCAUGGAACCUCGUCGUCCACCAACGAGAAGAAAAAGCCAAACCUAUAUGGUACUAAACUUUGCUGAUAUUCAUGGCAACCAGAGGACAAAAUGUGAAACCUAUAUUCCAGUAAAUCUUAGUGAAAGUCUUAUUACAGUCAAAUCAAAUCAUGUUUGGCUAACCUAUUUCCCCCUGGAGUCGUCCUGGGAUGUUUUGAAUGAAACUCUCUUUGUUGAAAUUGCUUGCUUUGAAGAUUAUUUGGGUAUAGAGGUGAAGAAUUGUGGGUACCGCUGGAUAUAUAAACAGGAUCUACAAGAGUUGAACUACAAGAUGAAUCACGGAAAUUCCUUAGCAGGAAAGCGCAAAUUUUUGGAAAUUGAAGAUGAGGCACAACAACAACCAAAAACUACAUUCCUUCAGCUGAUUAAAUAAACCGUAAGCUGUAACGAUCACUUUCGGAUGCACUUUCAUCGAAUGAACUCUGAAGAGACUUGCCAAUGAAUUCUGGAAAUAACUUUCUCUGCCCUGUUUUCUCUUUUCACAAUAUAUGUACUUAUUUUUUCUAUGUCCAGGUUAUUUUCAACUUUUGAAUUUUUAUAAACAAUAAACACGAAUAAAUGUGGUUUUUUUUUUUGGCAAAUUCUUAUUUACCCAUCAACAAAAGUUGUCACCAAUCAAAAUCAAAAUAGUUUAUAUAGUGGAAGACAAAUGGUGAUGAAUAGAACAUGUAUGUUUUUAUGGCAUGCUUCACUAUUAUAUAUCAUGCUCUGAGUGUAUUAGAAUACAUUCCUUUGGAUUGGUUGGUGAUUGAAUAAGAAGGAUAUGUCUUCCAAACAACUUCCUUUUUAACUAAGGUUUAAAUUUGAUUUCACCCGACAACUUGAAUAAGAAUUUGCUACUGAAAUAGCAACCACUUCUGUCCAAUGUUGCCUACGUAAUUAUAAUAAUAAAAUUAUUACAAUCAUGUAUAUGAACAAAAAUCAUGUGUAUGAUAAAUGUAUCUUUAA
Molecule: messenger RNA, 2793 nt
Organism: Medicago truncatula (barrel medic)
Lineage: Eukaryota; Viridiplantae; Streptophyta; Magnoliopsida; Fabales; Fabaceae
Product: TMV resistance protein N
Exons: 3
Coding region: 279-1286 (335 amino acids)
Biological process (GO): defense response; signal transduction
Molecular function (GO): ADP binding
Source: RefSeq, a predicted model, not a curated record